This is a messenger RNA of Impatiens glandulifera, 1108 nucleotides long. Its product is annotated as 14-3-3 protein 9-like. The record is from RefSeq and is a predicted model, not a curated record. Bases 90 to 872 code for a protein of 260 amino acids. NCBI's taxonomy places the organism in Eukaryota, Viridiplantae, Streptophyta, Magnoliopsida, Ericales, Balsaminaceae. Gene Ontology annotation, biological process: signal transduction. Gene Ontology annotation, cellular component: cytoplasm. The transcript has 7 exons.
UAAAGCGUUUCUUCUAUCUCCAAAAUCGUCAACGAGAGGAAGAGAGAGAGAGACUCAAAACCCUAUAGCCAGCAAGUCUCAGAUCGGCCAUGGCUUCCACCAAAGAACGGGAGACGUUCGUAUACAUCGCCAAGGUUGCCGAACAAGCUGAACGUUAUGAUGAAAUGGUGGAAUCUAUGAAGAAAGUAGCAGAGCUUGAUGUUGAAUUGACAAUAGAGGAGCGAAAUUUGCUUUCUGUUGGAUACAAGAACGUGGUUGGUGCUCGAAGAGCUUCAUGGAGGAUUCUAUCAUCCAUUGAGCAGAAGGAAGAGUCGAGAGGGAAUGAGGUGAAUGCAAAACGGAUCAAAGAGUAUAGACAGAAGGUUGAAUCUGAGUUGUCAAGCAUUUGCAAUGAUAUCAUGACUGUGAUUGAUGAUCAUCUAAUUCCCUCUUGCACCGGGGGAGAAUCCACUGUAUUUUUCUAUAAAAUGAAAGGUGAUUACUAUCGAUACUUGGCUGAGUUUAAGAUGAGCAAUGAUAAGAAAGAAGUGGCUGAUCUUUCUCUGAAAGCAUAUGAGGCAGCCACUACUACUGCUGAGUCUGAUUUGCCUCCCACACAUCCCAUCCGAUUGGGGUUAGCGUUGAAUUUCUCAGUUUUCUACUAUGAGAUUAUGAAUUCUCCUGAAAGGGCUUGUCAUCUUGCAAAGCAAGCUUUUGAUGAAGCCAUCUCUGAACUUGACUCUCUAAAUGAAGACUCCUACAAGGAUAGUACCUUAAUUAUGCAGCUUCUAAGGGACAACCUAACACUAUGGACCUCUGACAUCAAUGAGGAUGGAGAAGAAACGAGGUAUGAAGCUGCUGCUUCUAAAGCUGGAAAUGUUGAUGAUGAAUGAAUCUGAUAGCAACAGGUCGAGCCCAUUUGAACAUUUGCACGAAGGGCGGGUACUGUUUUCUUCUGUGAUUUUUUUUUUCAGUUGGCAUAUGAUUAGUGAUUGUGUUUGAUUUCAUAUCAUUGAACUUUAUAUGUACUUGUUCCUCAGCCUGCCUUUAUUAUGAUAUAGUGUGUAAUUUUAGAACAGUGAGAAGUUUGACUUGCUUCCUUAUUCUCGCUUGUGGAUGGUGCCUUGCA